Molecule: messenger RNA, 1083 nt
Organism: Pomacea canaliculata
Lineage: Eukaryota; Metazoa; Mollusca; Gastropoda; Architaenioglossa; Ampullariidae
Exons: 4
Coding region: 1-630 (209 amino acids)
Source: RefSeq, a predicted model, not a curated record
AUGCAUGCUCGUCAUCACGAAAGAAAUCAUCACAACAUUGUAUUUACAGGUCUCAGGGCCCAGGGAGUGUCUCCGUACGACUGUGUCGCCAGCUCUGGAGAUGGCAUCUACCAGCUCGUUCUGACUGACUCUGAUGGCUGUCCUGCAGACGGAUCUACCAUCGUAUCUCAACUAAAGGGACAUAAUGGCGUUCUUAAAUCCGAACCCUUCGAGUUGUUCGCCUUUGCUGGUCAGAACAAUCUACAGAUCUACUGCUCCUUCCAGUUCUGCUUCACAGCAGAGGAUCCACUAUGCACUGAUCGAUGCACUACCAGGAGAAUGGCACGUCUGACCACCACCAGCUACCAUACGGCGGAUACCACCAGCAGUGAUUACCAAAGGUCGUGUACCACUGAUUACUACUACUGGUACACCAGCCCUUAUUACUACUGGUCCUCCCCCUCGUACUGGUACCGCAAGAAGCGAGAAGCCAACGCAACUGAGUUCGCCACCGCACAGGUCGAGAUCAUUAAAGAAUCCACCAGCACGGUCACCAAGCAGACUGCCAGUAUGGCGGCUAAUAACACAGCGGGUCUGGUUGCCUGGGCAACGCUUCUGUUCCUGGCUUUUCUUCGCUUCUUCAAAGCCUAGCUGUCCUUGUUUCGUUGGUUAUUCUAGUUUGAUAUUUAGUGUGGCAUGUAUACCAUGCUGCUGCCCUAUUUUAUGUCUACAACUGUCUAACCAUGUUUAGAAAGGCCUGCCGCUAUAUAUUAUUUUAGACACUACAUCACAUGUUUACAGGGCUUCAUGUCUGCAGAUAGAGAAUGAACAAUCAGGAUUUUGUCUACUAACAUUAGAUGAAUCACACUGACAGCCACGGACACGGCAGCUAAAGUAACUCUUAUGAUUUGCACAGCUGGCACAAUAGUAUAUGCUUGCUUUUUAUUUAGUUGGUGUCACAAUUUCUCUUGGAUUUGGUUUUAUUUGGUUAAAUCAGGGAUGCAUAAUAUGUCUAUAUGUAAAUUAAAAGAGCGACACAUUUUAUUUAGGAAUCUGAAGAUCAGUUAAAUAGUUUGGUCAAAUCAACAAGGAGGGUGAGGUUAA